AUGGACACCGUUGCGGCUGUUUUAGCUGCCUUCACGCCAACUCAGGCCGCCGCGCAUUCCGUCAAGAAGUAUGAUACAGCUAUUAGGGACCAUGUCGCAGCUGUGAAGUCGCUAUGCGCGAACCAGCGGGAAGUCAUCAGUGCUAAUGCUAGCCAAAUUCUACAAAACAUUGACCCCUCGAGUGACUCUAUCACAAUUCAAGCCAUCCUCCUUCUCUUACUACAAACAUCGAGCCCCCCACCUGAUAUCGAACGAAGCACCCUCUUAGACGAGAUCCUCCGAUUCCUUCUCAACUUCAACCCUCUUCAGAUACGAUAUGUGGGUUCUGAAUUCCGACGGCUGCUUGAAUAUGUCGCAGCAGGCACGUUGUUUACUACAAGUGUUACUGUAGAGGCUUUGGCUGCCGCCAUACUGCGACUCGAUCCCACAGGAAGCAUGUUCACGUCUACCCAUCUUACAAUGAUCAAAAUCGCUUACUCGACAUCCUGGAUUGAGCCCGCUCUCAAGGUUCUCGAUUGCGAUGUUACGUUCUACCCUGGCAUGGCGGGCCAGAAGGACGCUAAACUCUUGUGUGAUAGUAGUAUCCAUUCCGCUUCCUUCAUCUCAGUCGAUACAGGCCUGACUGGGGAUGUGAAGAGCUCUGCCGUCUUGGAGUAUAAUCACCUGAGCGCGCAAUGCUACAUGUCACGACGAGACUGGACCAAAGCCUACCGAGCUCUCGAGCGCGUCAUUACGCACCCGUCAAAAGAUAAGGGCGUUAGUAAGGUCAUGGAUGAAGCGUACAAGCGGUGGUUGCUGGUCGGGCUACUUAAGGAUGGAAAAGAGCCGAAUCUUCCAUCAUAUACUGCCACUAUGGCCAAGAAUACCUACUCCAUACUAGGAGCGCCAUACAAGAAUAUCACCACUCAGUUCACAACCACGAAUGCGGGACAGCUCAAAGCGGACAUUGAGGCCAAUCAUCAGGUCUGGGAGGAAGACGGCACCUCAUCGUUGGUUGCGGAGGUAGUGGCCGCGUACCCAAAGUGGCAAAUCAUCAACCUCCGCGACAUUUAUACAAGGGUGUCCAUUUCCCAAGUGCGUCUAUCAACACUCAGUGCCGAGACGGGUGAAAUCCUCACGGACGACGAUACUACCACACGCUUAGUUCAAGACAUGAUUGAUUCAGGUCUACUAAAAGGCGAGCUACAGCCGGGCAACAAUGGGGACGAACUCUAUCUCCACUUCCACGACGAUAAUGAGGCGAUGACAGAGGCAAAGUUUGCCCAGGAGAUUGCCCAGCGUUACCAGAACAUCGAAAAUCUUGGUAAGCAGUACAAAGCAGCCAACGAACGGCUGGGCAAUAGCAAGGAGUACGUGAAACACGCUGUUAGGGAGCAGAAGCGGGCAGAUAAGGACCCUGCAGAUCCUGGAGUUGGUUUUGAUUCUCUAAUAGAAGAUGAAGACCUUAUGACUGGCAUCACACCAACUGCCUGA
This is a messenger RNA of Fusarium redolens, 1473 nucleotides long. RefSeq lists its product as uncharacterized. The coding region runs from base 1 to 1473 and encodes 490 amino acids. Lineage: Eukaryota; Fungi; Ascomycota; Sordariomycetes; Hypocreales; Nectriaceae. The record is from RefSeq and is a predicted model, not a curated record. Gene Ontology annotation, biological process: ubiquitin-dependent protein catabolic process. Gene Ontology annotation, cellular component: COP9 signalosome. The transcript is spliced from 3 exons.